This is a messenger RNA of Ostreococcus lucimarinus CCE9901, 1876 nucleotides long. RefSeq lists its product with no specific name. The transcript is spliced from 2 exons. Gene Ontology annotation, biological process: homocysteine metabolic process. NCBI's taxonomy places the organism in Eukaryota, Viridiplantae, Chlorophyta, Mamiellophyceae, Mamiellales, Bathycoccaceae. The coding region runs from base 163 to 1848 and encodes 561 amino acids. Gene Ontology annotation, molecular function: FMN binding; flavin adenine dinucleotide binding; [methionine synthase] reductase (NADPH) activity. Gene Ontology annotation, cellular component: cytosol. The record is from RefSeq and is a predicted model, not a curated record.
UUGCUUUUCCCAAAAUUGUCUGAAGUUCACAAAGGGAUUGAGGCGAAAAAAAACGCAAAGCUAUGCUUCUUGUACGGCUCGCAGACCGGUAACGCGACGGAAAUUUGCAAAAAUCUCGCCGCCGAGGCGAGCGAGAAGGGGUACCCCGUGGAGGUGUGCGCGAUGAAUGAGGUCGAGCCAGAAGAUGUCAUCAAACCUGGCGCUGUGAUUACGUUCGUCGUAUCCAGCACCGGCGACGGUGACGCUCCGGAUAACUGCGACACAUUCUUCACUCGCCUCAAGCGCAAGGCAAAGAAGGAAAAAGGCGAGGGCGCCAUCGGCGUCCAGUACGCCGUCCUAGGACUGGGUGAUCAAAACUACAGCGCGUUCAUGGCUGUGCCGCGUCAGUUCUCGCAAACGAUGGAGAACUUGGGCGCGAAGUGUUUCGCUAAGCGCGGUGAAUGCGACGACACACUUGGUUUGUACGAACAAGUUGACGCAUGGACGAGCACGUUUUGGUCUCAUCUCGAAGUCGCUCGAGGAAACUCACACAAGUUGCGCGAGGGUGAGACAAUCUGGCUGCCGAAAACGACAGAAGUGGUUGCUAAUCGCGUCGCGCCCGGUCCAGAUUCCGAAGGUGCAUACACCGUCUCCUCGCCGUACAUGGCGACUAUUCACAAGCGUGAGGUACUCACAAACUUGAAAUCCGAUCGGCGAGUGUUGCACAUGGAGUUUGAUCUCGGAUCAAGUGGGAUCUCUUACAAGCCGGGAGAUUCCAUUGGCAUCGUACCGCAGAACGACGCCGAGCUGGUUCGAGCCAUCGUCGAUCGGCUGGGUCUCGAUCAAGCCGCCAUUUUCACGCUGAAUUGGAAGAAAGGUGACACGAAUGAACACGCGACUCAUCCGUUGCCGCAUAUUCACACCCCGUGCACGGUAAAGAGUGUGUUCACGAAUUAUAUCGACAUCACGGGAUGUCCGCGUAAGUCGCUCCUUCGCGUUCUCGCCGAACACUGCGGCAACGCGGAGGAAAAAGACGCCCUCUUGCACCUUUCAUCGCGUGGUGGUCGAGCAGAAUACGAAACACAGAUUCGCGCGCAGUCACCGACGCUAUUGACGCUCUUGAACAAUUAUCCGAGUUGUUGUCCUCCGUUAGCCGAGCUUUUAGAUGCCCUCUCUCCGCUCGCGCCGAGACUGUAUUCGAUCACAUGCGCGCCCGAGGUGGCACCAACAACGCCGUCGGUUGCCUUCAGUGUCGUGCGGUUCCAGGUACCCAGCGGUGAACAUCGCCUCGGCGUCGCCACGAACUGGCUCGACGAGAUAUCGGUCGACGACAAGUGCGAGCACAAAGUCCCGGUGUACAUCAAGCCAAGCUUGAAGUUCGGCCUGCCCGAAGACUCGAGCGCGCCGCUAGUGAUGAUUGGUCCGGGUACCGGCGUCGCACCAUUCCGCGGUUUCCUCCAGUCCAGACGCGCUAAAGCACAAAAAGGCGGUCGAUUAUCUGAAGCUAUGUUGUUCUUCGGCUGUCGCAAGGCAGAUGAGGACUUCCUGUACGAAGCCGACUGGAAGAGUUUCACCGCCGAUGGCUCGCUGACAAAGCUCGUCUGCGCCUUUAGCCGCGAGACCGCAGAAAAGGUAUACGUGCAGCACAAAAUUGAAGAGCACGCCACCGAAGUCGCGCGCUUAAUCUCUGAGGGCGCUUACGUCAUGGUAUGCGGCGACGGCGCGCACAUGGCCAAGGAUGUCCACGCCGCCCUCGUCCGCGUCGUCGCUCAAGCCGGCGUCUGCGGCGUCUCUGACGUCAAAGCCGCCGAGGCUCUCCUCGCCGACUUCACUAAAUCCGGUCGUUACGUCCGUGAUAUUUGGAGCUAACGCACGCGCGUUCGUAUUGUUUAGAUUU